Molecule: messenger RNA, 819 nt
Organism: Ambispora gerdemannii
Lineage: Eukaryota; Fungi; Glomeromycota; Glomeromycetes; Archaeosporales; Ambisporaceae
Source: the annotation of a GenBank genome assembly
AUGUCAACAUUCGAAGAUUAUCUAAGUAAAAAAUACGGCACAUUACCUGGUGGCCGAGUCUCAGCAACCACCGAAGUCACGAAAAAGAAAAAAAAGAAACGUAAAAUAGAGGGUGUGAAUUCCGUUUCGUCCGAGGGAAAAGGCUAUGCAAUCAUCGAUGAAGAAGAAAUCACUAGUCAAUGGAAAAAAAUCAAUUCUGCUGACGAAGAUGAACUUAAGGAGUUGGCUGCUAUAGUUGAGACAGAAUCAAAUGCAAGCAAGUGGAAAAAAAUUACAGAUUAUGAGAAUGAAGACGAAGCCCCACAAAUUGCACAAAUUUUUGACGAAACAUCAUCGUUAAUAACUUCGGAAUCUAUGAGUGAAUCAUCAACAAAACGGACUAAAAUAAAAAGAAGUAGAUCACCUUCAUCAUCAACUGCCGGAAAAAUAUCAUCAUCGGCCAUGAUGUCAACUGGACUUCAGUCUGCGGAAAAGGCACAUAAAGAGCAUGAAUUACGACAAAAAGAAAUUAAAGCUGAACUUGAGAGAAUGGAUCCAGAGUUAUCGGGUCGAAAUGCACCAACUGUGUAUCGUGAUAGAACUGGAAGGAAGAUUGAUAUAGCUGCUCAACGUGCUGAGGAGCAUGACAGAGAUUUGAAUGAAGAAAUGAAAGCAAAGGAACGUUGGAAUGAUCCUGCUGCUUCCUUCUUAUCAAAAAAAAAGAAAACUAGCCAAUCUAAGCGACCGAAAUAUGAAGGGCCACCACCACCACCUAAUAGAUUUAAUAUUCAGCCAGGAUAUCGAUGGGAUGGAAUUGGCAAGAAAAUUUAUCUCUUAUAG